This is a messenger RNA of Nematocida major, 651 nucleotides long. RefSeq lists its product as uncharacterized. Gene Ontology annotation, molecular function: phosphoric diester hydrolase activity. The coding region runs from base 1 to 651 and encodes 216 amino acids. Lineage: Eukaryota; Fungi; Microsporidia. The record is from RefSeq and is a predicted model, not a curated record. Gene Ontology annotation, biological process: glycerophospholipid catabolic process. The transcript has a single exon.
AUGGGCUCGGGUAUUGAUGAGAACCGAGUGGGCGCUCUGGAAGAGUGCAGGAAGUACACGCAGAUGGCAGAGAUUGAUGUGCAGCUAAGCAUGGACCUGGAUGUUUUUGUUAGGCACGACCUGAACGUGGGGGACGUUCUCGUUGAGGACAUGCAGACAGAGCACCUGCAGAACGCGCUUGGGCUUCCGCUGUUGUCGGAGGUUUUGGCAGGGACGGGGAUAGAUUUGAACGUGGAAGUGAAGUACGAGGCGCAAAAGAUCAGCAGGGAGGUUUGGUGCGAGUGCGUGGUGAGCACGGUCGAGAAGGGAAGGCGCGGGAGGUACGUUGUGUACAGCUCGUUUGACAGGGGAGUGUGCGAGAUCCUGAAAAGGCGCGGCCUGGAGACGCUGUUUCUCGUGGAAGAGCUCGUGGAGGAGUCUGUUGUGUACGCGGAAAAAAUGCAGUAUAUGGGAAUAGUCACGGACGCAAGCAGUAUUUGGAUGCAAACGGAUCUUAUCGAAAAUAUGCAGGAGAAAAACAUGUGCCUGCUCACAUACGGAAAAGACAAUACAGACCCAGGAAAAGCGAAAAAACAGAUUUCCAUGGGGGUGCACGGGAUAAUAACCGACGCAGUGCCAGAAAUAGCGAGAUGCUUAGAGCAGAUGCCCUAG